This is a messenger RNA of Periophthalmus magnuspinnatus, 2859 nucleotides long. Its product is annotated as peroxisome proliferator-activated receptor alpha-like. Gene Ontology annotation, molecular function: RNA polymerase II cis-regulatory region sequence-specific DNA binding; zinc ion binding; nuclear receptor activity. Lineage: Eukaryota; Metazoa; Chordata; Actinopteri; Gobiiformes; Gobiidae. The record is from RefSeq and is a predicted model, not a curated record. Bases 826 to 2322 code for a protein of 498 amino acids. Gene Ontology annotation, cellular component: nucleus. The transcript is spliced from 11 exons. Gene Ontology annotation, biological process: regulation of lipid metabolic process; negative regulation of transcription by RNA polymerase II; cell differentiation.
GAGUAGAAAAAGCGACGCUGUGUGUCCAGACUCGAGGCGGGGGCAGUGGAGUGGAGGCAUCUGCGUAACACCGCGUUCACUCAUCUUUUUCACCAAACCUCUCUCUUUUGUCCACUUUUUAUUAUCAUGUGCAUGUCCCUGUGCUAUUUACAGAUACGGAAUAAGCUCUCCACGGUCCUGCGAGCUGACUGCACUCCUCCCCGGGCUGGUUGGGUUGUAUAAUAGGCUUCACCUCAGCUGAACUUGGCGCAUCUGGUCCACCGGCGGCGCACUACCCGACGCAGCGAGCUCCGUGUCCCCGCUGAACUCUGCUGACGCUCGGGCUACACAGACACACUCACACGGGAGGAGAGCCUGUGAUUUAAACCGCUCUAGGUGCCUUUUUUACGCGUAUUCACCUGCAAAUCCUGCUACUUUGAAGACAUUUACCACGUUGUCAGCUCAGUAUUGUGUGCGUAAUGCGUGUUUUUUUGCUGUUUUGGAGACGCCAGACAAUAGAACUGGACCCAACCGUCUAGGAAAUAGAAAUCCCCCUCGUGCUGGAGUUUGGACACCUCGCCAGGAAGGGUCACUUUCGUCUUUGAACUUCAUCUGCGUUGAAGCCAACGCCAAGAAGAACGCGCGGGGAGAUCGUUUCAAAACAGAAUCUCCAGACAAACUGUGCUGCGGAGGGGUCCCCGACAAUAACCCGAGAAAGAGAUUUCGCCGCUUAACCCGAACGGACCGCCGCUGCCGCCGUGCGAGACCGCCGGACCUAAACUCUCCCCGGGAAACUUACUCAUUUUGCUGCAUUUAUGCCACGGCUGGUGAUUGACACUCGGGAGCAUGGCAGGGGACGUGUACUGCCCCCCGUCCCCCCUGGGAGAGUCCCUCCUGGGAAGCCCUCUGUGCGGAGACCUGAUGGACGACCUGGCUCAAAUCUCCCAGUCCAUCGAAGCCAACAGCCUGGGCUUCGACUUCCCCGAGUACCAGAGUCCAGAGAGCCCCACGGCGCUCGAGACCCUGACCCCUGCGUCCAGCCCGUCCUCUGGUGUGAGUGGGACGGCCCCGAGUCCAGAGGAGUCCAGCGUGCCUCUGUCUCUGGACUGUAGGGUCUGCUCUGAUAAGGCGUCGGGCUUUCACUACGGAGUCCACGCCUGCGAGGGCUGCAAGGGUUUCUUCAGGAGGACCAUCAGGCUGAAGCUGGAGUACGACAAGUGUGAGCUCAACUGUAAAAUCCAGAAGAAAAACCGGAACAAAUGCCAGUUCUGCAGAUUCAACAAGUGCCUUUCUGUCGGCAUGUCCCACAACGCCAUUCGUUUUGGGCGUAUGCCGCAGGCGGAGAAGCUGAAGCUCAGAGCCGUGUGUAAAGUUUUGCAAAAAGAGGAGCCGCUGCCGUCCGACCACCGAGUCCUGAUCUCUCAAAUCCACCGGGCCUACAUGAAGAACUUCAACAUGAACAAGGCCAAAGCUCGGCUCAUCCUCACCGGGAAAACCAGCCAACCGCCUUUCAUCAUCCACGACAUGGACACGUUUCAGCUGGCGGAGCGCACCCUAGCGGCCCACAUGGUGAACGACUACCCAGAGCCGCCCCGGACGAGCCCCCCUCAGUCUGCGGAGGUCCCUCAGUCUGCGGAGGUCCCUCAGUCUGCGGACGUGCCUUUGUCUGUGGAGGUCCCUGGGUCUCUGGAGGUCCCUGGCUCUGAGGGGGUCUCUGGGUCCGAGGUGCAGCGGAGGGAGGCAGAGGCGCGGCUGUUCCACUGUUGUCAGAGCACCUCGGUGGAGACGGUCACCGAGCUGACGGAGUUCGCCAAGGCCAUCCCGGGUUUCCAGAGUCUGGACCUCAACGACCAGGUGACUCUGCUGAAGUACGGCGUGUACGAGGCGCUCUUCACGCUCCUCGCCUCCUGCAUGAACAAAGACGGGCUGCUGGUGGCUCGAGGCGGAGGCUUCAUCACCCGAGAGUUUCUUAAAAGUCUGCGGCGGCCGUUCGGGGACAUGAUGGAGCCCAAGUUUCAGUUCGCGACAAAGUUCAACUCCCUGGAGCUGGACGACAGUGACCUCGCUCUGUUUGUGGCGGCGAUCAUCUGCUGCGGAGACCGCCCGGGUUUGGUGGACACGGCUUCGGUGGAGCAGCUUCAGGAGAGCAUCGUCCACGCUCUCCGGCUCCACCUGCUGUCCAACCACCCCGACGACACCUUCCUCUUCCCCAGGCUGCUUCAGAAACUGGCCGACCUCCGCGAGCUGGUCACCGAGCACGCUCAGUUAGUCCAGGAAAUCAAGAGGACGGAGGACACGUCACUGCAUCCGCUGCUGCAAGAAAUAUACAGGGACAUGUACUGAGACGAGGACGAAAAAGACCAGGACUGUUUUGUAUUUUUAAGAGUUUAUUUUAGACUUUGAGUAAAUUAGAUGUUUGUUUUAGUGCCUUACAAAAACAUUAUUAAUCUGUGACGUAAUUAUAACUGUAAAUCAAUUAAAUAAAUGAGAAUCGGACAGUAUUGAAAGAGCCAUUGGAUAAUAUCAGUUUAUAUGGUGUGUACAGUUUCGUAUUAAAUGUAAAUAAAUGUAAAAAUAGGACAAAAAUUAUGGAUUUAGUUAAAAACACAGGGAACUAUAGCUAAAUACUUUUGGUUAUAGAUUAAUAAUUGACUCCAAAAUGGGUCUCACACACACGAGAGCUUGAAGUUUUUGAAAAAUAGUGAAAUUGUCGGUCUGUAUAAAACAUCUCAAUAUUCCGAUUUGUAUUUUAUGUAAAUACUAAUAUAGGAAAAAUACUGUGAACAAACUGUGUGAUGCAGAUCAUUUUAUAUCAUGAACAAAGCAAAAUGUUUGUUAGAUUUUCCUCUGAAUGAAACGCAACGCAACAAAAUGACACAA